UACGCGUGCGCAAAUACACGUUGACAACAUCCGGUACUCCACAUGCAGACGUUUUUUGUGCCGUGGACUAUAAACCAGAUUUAAACGGACAAGAUACUGUAGUGUACAACAGCUAAUCAACCAUCAUGCAGAUUUUAUUAUGUACUGAUAUGUCAAUGAUCAAACGAUUAUUUACAAGUGUUUUCAUAUUAUUUAUUUGUGUAUUGACUGCGACUCUUGCUGAUGACUAUUAUGAACUGUUAGGAAUUCAAAGAAGUGCUAACACAAAAGAAAUACGACAAGCUUUUAAAAAGUUAGCUGUUACCAUGCAUCCAGAUAAAAACCAGGAUAAUCCAGAAGCUCACGAUAACUUUUUAAAAAUAAACAGAGCGUAUGAAGUUUUAAAAGAUGAAGAUUUACGUAAAAAGUAUGACAUGCACGGGGAAGAAGGCUUGAAAGACGAUUUCCAUGGUGGAAAUAGAUACGAAAGUUGGAAAUUUUAUCAAGAAGAAUUUGGUUUAUAUGAUGAUGAUAAGGAGAUUAUAACAUUAAGCAAGUCAGACUUUGAACAAUCGGUAGAAGAAUCGGGGGAUACCUGGUUUAUCAAUUAUUACUCACCACAUUGUGGACAUUGUCAUGACUUGGCACCAGCUUGGAGAGAAGUAGCACAGGAACUUGCCGGUGUGAUACGUAUAGGAGCUGUAAAUUGUGGAGAUGAUUGGAAUCUUUGUAGAAUGCAGGGAAUACGGUCAUAUCCUACGCUAGUCAUGUAUCCUGUGACUGAGAAAUAUCAUGGGGAUAGAACAACACGAAAGAUGGUUAAGUUUGCCCUAAAAAGUAUAGAGUUUGAUGCAUAUACACUGAGGUCAGAGGAAGAGAUUGAAGAUAAUGGGCUACCAUGGUUGAUAUCAUUCUGCGGAGAUGGUGGAGAUUGUCUGUCAUCAACAGCAACGACCAAGUUAUCAGCAAUACUGACUGAUUUGGUCAAUAUUGCAUCAGUAGAUUGUCAUAAAGACCAAAAGUUCUGUGAGAAACUUGGAAUAGAACAUGGCACAUAUUAUUAUCCUACCGCAGAAGUAACAAAAGAUGACGGCAAGAAAAUAUCCAGUUUAAAUGCUCAAGAAAUUGCUCACCAAGUGUUGUCAUGGUUACCUGAUGUUGAUAACCUGGAUUCAAAAACUCUAACGAAAAUUAUAAACAGAUUGAAGACAGGUCAACAUCAUACAUGGUUGAUACAUUUUGUGGAAGGGGAUGGUAGUCAGGAUAUAGAAUUCAGAAAACUGCCAGCCAUGCUGGAAGGUAUUAAGAUUGGAAGAGUAGACUGUCAGAAGUUGAGAUCAGAAUGUAAUGAGCUUCAUGUUAUGAAGUUCCCUUCCUUUGUUGUUUACAAGCAGACUGGUGGUUUUGAGCUGUAUUAUGGAAGAGCAACAGCCCAUGAUGUGAGUGCUUUUGCUAAGGACAGUAUGACUACUAAGUUGGAGUCCCUGACACCUGAUGACUUUCAAUCACACAGAGUUGGACCAUCCAGUCAGUCUAUGUGGUUCAUUGAUUUCUUUGCUCCAUGGUGUCCACCUUGUAUGAGACUAUUACCAGAAUUCAGAAAGGCUGCCAGGAAUUAUGAUGGUGAUGAUAUUGGUUUUGGCACUGUUGAUUGUACUGUACAUAACCAACUUUGUCAAAUGUAUAACAUAAGAUCUUAUCCCACUACCAUCCUAUACAAUAACACAAAGCCUCAUCAAUACAGUGGACAUCAUUCAUCAUCUCAUAUUUUGGAGUUUAUACAGGAUACUUUAAAUCCACCUGUUAUUAUAGUAACUGAAGCUAUGUUUGAGGAGCGUGUUGUCAAUAAAAAACCAGAUGAAAUAUGGCUGAUAGAUUGGUUUGCUCACUGGUGUGGACCCUGUCAACAACUUGCUCCAGAAUGGAGAAGAUUAGCUAAGAUGUUCAAGGAAACAAAGAAUAUAUAUGUCGGUCAGGUAGACUGUGCUGAUCCAAACAAUCAAUGGUUCUGUCAGAAUAACAAAGUACAUUCCUAUCCCACUGUCAGAUUAUACUCCUCUGGCUCGGGCACAGGCAGCUUUUUUGCAUACAAUGGUUGGAAUAGAGAUGCUCAGUCAUUAAGAGCUUGGGCUUUUGAAUUCUUACCUUCUAAAGUAAAGACAAUAAAACACAGAGAAUUCUUCAGCGAUAUUAUAACGAGUAAAACACCAUGGGUGAUUGACUAUUAUGCUCCAUGGUGUGGCCAUUGUCAAGUGUUUAAACCAGAAUUUGUAAAAAUUGCAGAGGAACUUGAUGGUCUAGUUAAGGCAGGAACAGUUAACUGUGAUGAAGAACCUGCCUUAUGUAAUAAGGCUGGCGUCAGAGCUUAUCCUACAGUUAAAUUCUAUAAAGGGGCACGUAAGGAAGGCAUGUCACAGGAUACAUAUGGAUAUGAUUUAGAAAAUUUAGAUGCAACAUAUAUAACAAACUUCUUAAAAAGUAAAGUACAAAAACAACAGCAACAACAUGAUGAAUUAUGAUGAAACUUGAACAUAGGAUAACAGAUGUUACAGGGAAAGAAAGAAGGAUGACAAUGCUGAGUGCCUUAUUUCUCCUUUAUGUUAAUUUUUCCAAGUGUUGUAUUUUUUAUCUUGUUUUAUGUCUUACAAUAUGAUUCAUGAAUAGGCUUCUUUGGCCAACAAGACUUGCUCAAUUUAGAAAUAAACUGAAUAAGGAAGGCAAGCUAAAAGCAAUACAAUGUUUGUCUGAUAUUGGAAUCCAGCUGCUGUGGAUUCAUUGAUAUUCAUAGGAUACCAGUUUUCGUGGAUUUGGUGGGUACAGGAAAACCAUAAAUUUAAAUGCUCAAAGAAUCAGAAAUUUUCUUAGGAUUUUAUGCAGACUUUGGCAAUCCACAAAAAACAGAUAUCCAAGAAGAUAUAAUUUUUCCUCAACCCACAAAAAUAAAUGAAUCCACAGUACAUAUCAAAAGUGUAUUCUUUUCUUAUAUAAUUAGUGAUUCACUAGAAAUUUGUUUGCUUUUCUUGGCUAGAUUUAAAUUUAAGUAGAAUAAUAUUGGUAAUAGAAGGUGUUAAAUAUGUCUAAAUUUGAGCAAAUGUAUUCUUAAGGCAAUAAGUUACCAUAUUACUUAAGAGACUAUAAAAUAAUCCAUUUACAUAAAAAAAGGAUAUUUUUGUCUUCUGACGUUACAUAGAAUUGCCCUUCAUAUACUAUGCUAUUUAUCACUAUUUAUGUUGUGUGAUGAAGUUCCAUCAAUUACAGCUAAGAGAGACAUUGAUGUGCAAAAAAUGGGUUUUACAUCCCAACUAGAAAGUGUUAACUUUGUCUAUUUUAUUUUAAUUGUUUGUUGUAAUUAGAAUUAGAUUUCCCUAGAUCUGUUUGAUUGGGUAUUGAAUUUAAUAUUGCUCUCUUCAGGGGACUUUACUUAUUUUGUAUUAACCUGAAUUCCUCCUGAGCAAUUAUGGCUUCAAUGCCUAUUCUUUUUUUAAACAGUUGUUCUUGAUUUCAAACUGAGUUUACUACUUGCAAGAAAUCUUGUUAAUCCUUAUAUUAUUCUGUUGUGAAAAAAUUACAACGCUGGUAUUUGUUUGACCACAAAUCCGUUAAAUCAAUGGAACUUUGAAAAUGCAAAGUCUUAUGCGAUGAAAAAAAAUAUUGACCUCGAGUGUAAAUAUGAUAUAAUUUUAAUUCACUGCCUACUUAAAUCUUUUAACUUUAUGCAAUUUCUUGAUCUGAAAAUAGAAUUAGCUACUUGCAAGAAAUGUUGUUAAUCCUUAUAUUAAUCUGUUGUGAUAAAAUUACAAUGCUGGUAUAUCCGUUUUACCCAUAAGUCUGUUAAAUCGAUGAAACUUCAAAGAAAUGCAAAGUCUUAUAUGAAGAAGGAAAUUAUCGACUUUGAGUGUAAAUAUGGUAAAUUUUUAUUUCACUGCCUACUUAUAUUUUUACUUUUUAUGCAAUUUUCUUGUUUACAUUAUGUAUAAGUUAAGGUUGUAUUGCAACAAUAUAUAUAUCUGUUUGUUUUUUUUUCAUGGUAAGGGUCAUUCCAUUAAAAAUGGAUAUGAGAGAGUAGUAAGGGACUUUCAAAAUUAUUCUACAACCAAUAUUUAUUGAGUAAUUUUGCAUUCAUCAAAAGGCCAUACAACUUUAUAUGAUCCAAAACCCAUGUCCAAAAAUAAAACCCUUGGCUGCCUUACCAAAUUUAUUUAAUUUUCAGCCCUAAAUUUUAAGAGGGGCGUAAAGGGGGGUAUCUGCACGGAAGAACACGAAAUAAAAUUGGUAUUUCACGAUGAACAAACAAUUAAAAAUUUCUUGUACGUUGAUCUUUUUACUGAUUUCACGAAACACGGUGAAUAACGAACCUUUUUCACGACUGCACGUGAAAUAAAAAUGGCAAAACACGUUGCACGAAAAUAACCCUUUACCACCCUCUUUUAAGCAUUUUGGUAUCCAUACCAUAGUGAUAUUAAUUAUAAUAAGAUUAUGUGGAAAAAUUAGCAUCAGCGAUUGAAUUUGAACAGUAAAUCAAGUUCAUUUUUCAAAGUUUGCUGUGGAAAUUUGAAAUUUACGAAACAAUUGCUGUUAAUUCUGUUAUAAUAACAUGGUAGGGAUUCCGAAAGUUUUGUCUGUCUAUUGAUUUUAUAUAGACAUUUAUUCAGCAUUAAAACCAUAUUUAAUGAAGAUUGUCAUAAAAGAAAUUAAAUAUCUACAUUGGUUGUUGGGUUGAAUAUAUAAUGUAGAAUUAUUAAUAUAGGUGGGAAUCUAAUUUUCGUGUAUUUUGACAGUAUAAAUAAACCAUACAGGAAAAAAAAACUGAAAAAAAAAUCAUUUUUUUUUAUGUUGUAAACAACUUUAAAUAUGUACUGAUAUUAAGUUAAAUUUGAAGUAAACAAGAUACAGGAUUCUAGAAUAACUAUCAUUGGUAAAGCUUGAUGCCAAAAGUUUCAAAAUCCGAAUUGUUGAAAACACUUGAAUUAACAACUAAUUCUGACAACCACGAAAAUAGGUCCCACUGAAAUCAACCAUCUCAUCAGUGAAGCAGGGUACCAUGGCUUUGUGUUUUUAUAUAAUAUAUGUCUCCAAGGUAAGAGUCCAUAGCUCACAUUAUACUCAGCUUGAAUGUUGUUUCAUGUGCACUUGAAAUCCAAUUAACAUGUAGGCAAUCGUGUAUAUUGAAUAUGUUAUUUGUACUUGUUAAAUUCAAUAAAUCAUAUUAUGUGUUUAGAACUGAUACAUGUAUGAUUGUACAAGAGUAUUUGAUUAUGAGGCAAGAGAGGUGAUUAAUGUUCACAUCCAUUAAAAAAUGAGCAGCUUUUUUUCUGUAGAUUUUCUUUUUUGCAGCAUUUACAGAAAUGAAAAAUGUAAUCUUCUAUCAAAUGUAUCAAUUGAUUUUUGUACAUGGCCUUUCGGUUAUAAAACUUUACUCAGUACUUGAGUACAAAAUUUGUCAUUGAAACAUCAAAUCCAGUACUUUGAUUGGUUGAUUACUGAGUCUUGAGUAUGAUAGUCAAAAUGACCGUGAGGCCUCAUCAAAUGAUUUUAAAAAGGCUUAAAUUAAAUGACAUUUACUUCUCACUUAGAUUUCACAAAAAUAUUUAAAAAGAAGAAAUUUAUUUUGCAAAUUAUUUUUUUUUUAAAUAUAGGUGGAAGUAGAUUGUGUAAUUACACAUUUUUUAAAUACAUGUAUUUUGUUGAAAAUUUUUAUAUUUAAAAGGUUGUAUUAUUUUAUAAAUUUCACCUAAUCUGGCUCAACUGAAACAGCUACAUAUUUAAAUGAUGUCCUCGUUUAAUCUUAAUAGAUUCUAAAACUGAUUUCAUGAAAUGGCAAAUACUUAAAUAGAGUUUAAUUUAAUCCUAUACCAAAGAAUUAGAGUAUUUUGUAAUCACAUAGUUAUAAUUACAUAGGCUGUACAUGAUCAGGUGAAAGUAAUGAAGUAAUUAUGGAAUUUCUAGUCAUAUUUUCAUUUUAGUUGUAAAUUGUGCCAGUAUCAGAUAUUUUGACAGACUGUUAGUCUUGGCAUUAAACAUUUUAUUUAUUUUAAA
Messenger RNA from Mytilus californianus (California mussel), 6015 nucleotides. RefSeq names its product dnaJ homolog subfamily C member 10-like. The transcript is spliced from 21 exons. Lineage: Eukaryota; Metazoa; Mollusca; Bivalvia; Mytilida; Mytilidae. The coding region runs from base 126 to 2498 and encodes 790 amino acids. The record is from RefSeq and is a predicted model, not a curated record.